AUGAAGGAUUUGGGGAAAGCCAAGAAGAUUCUCGGUAUGGAGAUUACAAUGGAUAGAGAGGGAGACAAGCUUUGGCUGACACAGAAGCAGUAUUUGACCAAAGUACUACAGCGUUUUGGUAUAAAUGAUAAUUCCAAACCUGUAAGUACCCCGCUUGCUCCUCAUUUGAAACUUAGUUCUCAGUUAUCUCCAAAAACGGAAGACGAACGAGAAUAUAUGGCGAAAGUUCCCUAUGCUAACGCAGUUGGAAGCUUGAUGUAUGCAAUGGUGUGUACAAGACCAGACAUUUCACAGGCCGUUGGUAUUGUAAGCAGAUACAUGCAUGAUCCAGGAAAUGGUCAUUGGCAAGCUGUGAAAUGGAUUCUGCGGUAUAUCAAAGAUACUGUAGAUAUUGGUUUGUUGUUUGAGCAGGAUAAGUCACUUGGUCAUUUUGCAGUUGGAUAUUGUGAUUCCGACUAUGCUGGUGAUUUGGAUAAGCGAAGAUCUACUACUGGCUAUUUGUUCACUUUAGCGAAUGCGCCAGUUAGUUGGAAGUCUACCUUGCAGUCAACGGUAGCUUUGUCUACGACAGAGGCAGAGUACAUGGCCAUUACUGAAGCUGUGAAGGAGGCAAUUUGGCUUCAUGGGUUGCUGAAAGAAUUAGAAGAGGAAAUUGUCAUCAGAAAGGUUCCGACUUUGGAGAAUCUUGCAGAUAUGUUGACCAAGGUGGUGACAAGAGCCAAGUUUGAACAUUGUUUAGACUUGGUUAAUAUUCUGCGAUUUGGAGCUAGCGCUUAA
Messenger RNA from Salvia splendens (bonfire salvia), 777 nucleotides. RefSeq names its product secreted RxLR effector protein 161-like. The coding region runs from base 1 to 777 and encodes 258 amino acids. NCBI's taxonomy places the organism in Eukaryota, Viridiplantae, Streptophyta, Magnoliopsida, Lamiales, Lamiaceae. The transcript has 2 exons. The record is from RefSeq and is a predicted model, not a curated record.